UCGAGGGAGCGAUUUCGUCAUAGAGUUCGACAGCUGAUCUGGGGACGGGGUGCGGAAUGUUUGGUGUUUAAAGCGGGUUGCAGGGAAUUUAACGAACUGAUGCUGAAUCAGAUUUACGUCGCUUGCAACCUUGAAUUGCUAUUGUUAUGCACACACGGAUAUUGGGGUUACCUUAACAACCGGUUGUCAUGGUGUAGACCACAAGCUUCACAGAUCGUUGGUUCACCUAACAUAACACAAACUGAUUUGAAUUUGUUAUUUUUGUUGCAUUGUUUUAUAAACACUGGACAUUUCAAUGACUGGAAUUUUUUAUAUUUUUCUUUGUUGAAUAUAAGUCUAGAUGUAAGUACAACUAAUGCAAUAAAUAUGCAACGAAUAAACUACCAAGAAACCAAGAAGGUAAGAUCUGCCAGCCAAUACCUGGCGUGUCCUCUUCGGCCUUAUAUGUGCUAUGUUCAGGGUGAGCUACAGCAAGAGAUGUCUUACCUUAGGUCAAAGGUGUUCCCCUACCUGGAUUCGCUUUGCCUGACCAGAGGCACCUGUUUCCGACCCGUGGACUUGCAGCAAAGCAAAGAGGAAGGAGAUGAAGAUGAUGACAAUGGUGAAUGUUGCAUCAAAGGUCAUGUAGAUGAACACAGCUUCCAAACAACCCAUGAGCCACCUACUCUCCCUGGUCAGCGGUUAAAAAUCAGUCUGGAUCUCAUUGAUCGGUCAUCAUUUUUUAUUUGUCUUCUUGGACACAGAUAUGGUCAGUUUCUGCAAGAGGAGAAUGGGUCCACUGACUUCGGACCGUGUUCUUUGUCCGAGGUGGCCAGAAGUUUACAAGUUGCUGCAAUGAGCGGUUACCCUUGGGUCAUGGAGGACGAGUAUCGGACCUGUAGCCUGACAGAGCUAGAAAUCAUCAAGGCGGCAUUUCAUGACACACACAGAAUCUGUUUCUUUUAUUUUAAAGACUUUACACACCAGGACAAUGUGGUUAAUAGCAGCGAUGACAUGUUCUUAUCCUUGAAAGAAAUGUACAUUGAAAGCCACAGUGUGAGACAUCGAAUGAGAAAUCUUAAAAAAAGAAUCAUAGAUCUAUGUCUUCCUGUCAGAUUUUUCAGAAACCUGCAUGAGCUUGGAAUGAUGAUAAGGAAGGACUGGGAAGGGGUUAUAAAUCAGGUUUAUGAAGAUCCAAAAUAUCCUAUUUAUGCAGAAAGUCAAGAUUUUUUUGAUCUCCAUUAUCAUAAGAGCCACGUCGGUGCAUUGUGCAACUGGUUUGUGCCCUCAACACAAGCGACAGAAAUACUGAAUGAAUUAAACACAUUUGUGCAUUCUAUAACUCGUGGCACAAAAUCUAAGAGGUAUUUGGGAAAUCCAGAAGGUCAUUGCAAGUGUGAUCUUGGCAGCAUUGAAUCAAAAAAGUCUGUGUUACUGAUAUGUGGUGAAAGAGGUUGUGGGAAGUCAACUCUGGCAGCAUGGUGGCUACAGACCUUUUGCAGACUCAAUCCAGAUGUUCCAGUCAUCUCUCACUUCUGUGGGACAAGCAUGUCAAGCACUGAUGUCAGAUCUAUAUUGAGACAGUGGACGGCUGAACUUCGAAGAGUUCAUUAUGUUAACAUUUUAGAUUGGGAUGGUAUUUUGGAAAAAGGCACUGAGCUUGGACCUCUUUAUCUAAUGGUGCAGGCGUUCUCUGCAGCAGCCAAUCUUGGGCCUUGCGUACUUUUAAUAGAUGGUGUUGACCUUUUGACAGAAACAUUUGGACUCUCAGUUCAAGAGGUGAAGGAACUCAGUUGGUUGCCAGAUGCUCUACCUCCCCACUGUAAACUUAUCAUUACAACAACCUAUACAGACCUAACUUACAAAAGCCUCACUGCCAGGACUGAUGUCCAUACUCUCACUUGCCCCCAUCUCUCUGAUCCCAGCGUCCAUCAUAGUAUUUUACUUAAACAUCUGUCUUUACCUUGCAAAAAACUGCCAACCAAUGUUUUGCAAAGAAUGGGGUGUAAGAAGCUCUGUCACUCGCCAGCCUUUCUAGCUCUCUGUGGUACAGAGUUGCGGUCGUGUGGGGUGCAGAGAGAGAAAGAGCUCUUGGAGAAAUACAUAGACAUUGAUUCUAUUCCAGAGCUUUGGGUGAAGGUCAUUCUUCGCUGGGUGAAAGAUUACAGUAGGUCUGCAACAACAGAAGCUAUUAGUCCUUGUAAAGCCCCUGCGUCUAUACCAAAAAUUGCAUCAUUUAGAGAGGACCUGUCAGGCUGGGUAUGGGACACACUAUGCUUGCUUCAAUUCUCUCAUGCGGGUCUGACUGAGGUUGAGGUUCUGGCCCUUUUGAAAGAUCUAGGCUACUGUGGAAAUCUCAAAGUUCAGGUCCUGGAGUGGGCCAGACUGCACUCCGCUUUUUGGCCCUGGGUUCAGGAGAAAGCUAAUGGUCAUUUGACCAUCAUGCAUCAGUCUUUUAGCCAAGCUAUAAACAUGUUGCUUGGUUCGAGGUGUCAGAUUAAGAGUCAAAAUGACUACCAUCGGAUCCUUGCUGACUUUUUUCAGAAGUCCAGUUUGCAACUUUGUUCCUGGGUACGAAAGAUGGAAGAGAUUCCCUGGCACCUGAUGCAGAUUGGCUCAUUCAGCGAGCUACACAGUUUCCUCAGCAAUUUAGUUACAACAGAGGCUCUGUCAAGCAGCCUGAAGCAGCACCCACAGCUGAUAACUGAUGUUGUUCAUUAUUGGGCACUACUAAGGGAGAAAGGUUUUGAGCCUGCUUCUUCUUUUCACAAUCUGAUGGUUCUGUGUUGUAGAAUGGAAAGUCUUGAUGGUUCCUUUGCAAAUCACAUCAGCACAUGGAAGUUAUCACUGUUCUGCUCAAAUGUUCUCCUCUGUUUUGGUGAGAUCCAUCGGGCAGAGGAGCUGUUACUACAAGCUGAUCAAAUUUUCCAAAAGGGCAGAUGGAAAGCUGAGGAGCUUGAUAAAGACGUUUUGAGUUUACCACUAAAGGUGCAACAUAUGCUGGCCAAUCUUUAUGUUCAAAUGCAUCUGCUGAAGGAUGCAAAGAUGUAUUGUUACAGGGGACUUGAGACAGCUCAGUACCUGGCAGCCCACCACAAUAGCGCAGAAGUCAAACUGAUAGUUGGACAGCUUCUGUGUCAUCUGUGUCUGAUAUUGCGGCAAGAUGGAUGGCUAUAUGCAGUUCCAGAACUUCUGAAAGAGAUCAGAUCUGAUAGAUACACGUCUGCCCAUCCUUAUUCUGAAAGCACUGUGUUGCUGUUAAAGGCCAUUCACAAACUGAGUCUUAAUGAGACCCAAACAGCUGAGAAAUGCCUCCAAUCUGCCCUGGCCAUCAGGAGGCGCUGGUAUGGUUCUGACCAUCCACUGGUGGGAGAAGUGGAGGAGAUCCUUGUAGACCUCUGGGUUGACACUCAGUCAGACACAGAUUGGGUACAGAGGAGGAUCAUUGAAAUGUAUCAGCAUGUUUUAAGCAUUAAAGAGACUGAGGCUCAGACAUUUAAAACCAUGAACCUGCAGCACAAUCUUGCUGUCAUUCUGGUGAAGUUUGGUAAAGUCCUACUGCGUAGCAGCAGUAAAGCAGAAAGGAGAGAGGGGCUGGAUCUACUGGGUAGAGCUUCAGAUAUAAAGAUUCGCUUCCUGGGCCCUGAGCAUCCACACAACAGAGAGCUGGAGCAGUAAAGUUGCCGGUCUGCAAAUGUCUUCUCACCCGGCCAGCUGGGUGGAAGGGGGAAGCUCUGAAGGGACAAAACCAGUAGAUGAAUGUUCAUUUACAUUUAUUCCCUUAGCACAUGCUCUUAUCCAAAGCAACUUACAGUACAAAUUCAACACUUUGUUUCACUCCUGUUCUAUUCUGAGGUGGAAUAGAUAAACUUUGUACUAAAGCAAAGAUCUUUUAUAUAUUUACAUUAUAUUUAUUUACACCAAGAAAUGUGAGUCUAUUAUAAACUGAAUAAACAAAACUUGUUCCUGUUUUUGUUAAAAGCACAAUAUACAUUUUGUUCUUAUAAAUAAAAUGAACUAGAAUAUAUUUGGGUAUUUCUCAGAUUACGGGCCAAAUUGGGUUGCUGCAAUUUUGAAAAUUUAAAUUCCAAAUUUGACUAAUUGGUAUACAUCAAAUUAUCAGUCCUUAUGUCAGGAGCGACGUUAUGAGCUUGGUUGAGACCAUAAGAUAAGGGAAUAUAUGAUUGUUUUGCCAUUUUCUUAACUAUGUUUAGUAAAUGUGUCUUUACCCUCACAUCAUUAAAUAUAUGUAAAAAUAAAUAAAUAAAACUUAAAUGAUAAAUCAGGGCUUUUAAAACAUUUUGUGGUUUUUUACAUGUAAUCUAAUUUAUCUUGAACUUAAUGAGAUUUUUAUUUGCAAGAUGAAUUAUAGUCAUUUACGUAUCUAAAUUUCUGAUUCAUCAAUCUACCCUGGCGUGGAAUCUAAGCUUAUUUUAAGUUAAUGCCAUACAUAAAAACUUUCUAAUAGUGAUCAUUUAGAUUGUCCAACAUUGUUAGAAAUGUAUAAUUGUAGGAUGAUUUUCUAAUUUAUAAAUAAUUUAUUGGCAAAACUAUAUAUGGUGCUGGUAAUGACACUUUUGUCAAAAAAACUAGCCUUACUAGCAAAGAUGAUGACUAAGCAAGUGUCGCUAGCUUUCUACAUAUAUUAUACACAAUUUUAACUAUUAAAGUGAUAAAAAUACUUCAAAAAUGUUUAAAAAUACAGAAAUACAACACAUAUGGUAAUGACGCAUAAUAAGUGUACAUGCCCAACACAAAGAAUAAAGAGUAGAUUUACUUACUUUUCUGGACAUCAAGGCAUCAGUCUUGCAGCUUGACAUAGAUGUGCUCCACUAUGUCAUUAGGUUACCAUGGCUACCAAAUAAACUUUUGAUGAAAAAACAGUGGGAAAGUCCCUUUAUGCAUGUUGGUAAUGACAGCUAAACCAUGGCGACAGGUAGAAAUUAAGCAAAAUAAAGUACAAAAUGCAUAUAUAUGCUUGUGCAGGUAGUUUAUUAGUUCAAGUUACAUUUAAUUCAUAUAUGCAUAUAUUUUUUAUUAAUUUGUGAUAAAUAAUGUUUGAGAUAUGGCACAACAUAUGAAAACUCUUGUGAAGGACAACACCAAAACAUGUUGUUGUACCACAAAACACCAAUAAAAUGUGAUAAAAUUAUUAGUAAGAGCAGCCAUAAAAAAGUUCUAGGCUUGUUUUUAUUUAUACUAAUUAAUGGUGUUCAAAUUUAUUAGAUUUGAUUCGUUUUUAAUAGAAUUACACCCUGUGGGCAUAAAUAGGCCCGAAUUCUGGGAAAUACCCAGAUACAGUAUAUUUUUAAUUCUUCAGUACUUUGGAAAACGUGUUGUAUCUAUUGUAGUAUUAUUUAUCAUUUUAAUAUACACACAUUAAUGUAUAUGUUGUAUACUGUGAAGAUUGCAUUCACUUUUACAGUAAAAAAUAUU
Molecule: messenger RNA, 5415 nt
Organism: Misgurnus anguillicaudatus (oriental weatherfish)
Lineage: Eukaryota; Metazoa; Chordata; Actinopteri; Cypriniformes; Cobitidae
Source: RefSeq, a predicted model, not a curated record